Daucus carota subsp. sativus is the source of this 1619-nucleotide messenger RNA. RefSeq names its product probable protein phosphatase 2C 65. The coding region runs from base 187 to 1488 and encodes 433 amino acids. The transcript is spliced from 5 exons. Gene Ontology annotation, molecular function: protein serine/threonine phosphatase activity. Lineage: Eukaryota; Viridiplantae; Streptophyta; Magnoliopsida; Apiales; Apiaceae. Gene Ontology annotation, biological process: peptidyl-threonine dephosphorylation. The record is from RefSeq and is a predicted model, not a curated record.
UUACAUGCCAGGUUCAUUUUCUUCAUUUUCUAUUAGCAUUAAGAAAUAUCGAUCUUAUUCACCCAGACCAAAUCAAUUGUUUUUUUGGGGGCAAAUCAAUAUUAUACUGACAACUUUUAUGGGGUUUGGAUCUGCAUUUGACAGUUUUCCCAGCUUUAUCAACAAUUAGAAGGGUUGUGAAAAAAAAUGGGUGCAUGCUGCACAGCUCAAAUUAAAAGAGAAAGAAAUGAUGGAUUACCGGCUAGGAUGCAUGAAGGAGGGAAAGAAAAUGGCAGUGAAGAUAUUGUAACUCAGGGUGAUUUUGGUGCAUUGGUGAGACUGCAAGGAUCCUCUACUUUUGUUUCCAUGUUUUCUCAACAAGGCCGAAAGGGUGUUAAUCAAGAUGCCAUGACAGUUUGGGAGAACUAUAUCGGUGAGCAAGAUGCAAUGUUCUGUGGCGUGUUUGAUGGACAUGGUCCUUCAGGUCACAAGGUGUCGCAGUAUGUGCGCAAUGUAUUUCCAUCAAAACUUGCCGAAUCAUUUAAGCAUCCACGAUUUAAUGCAAGCUGCAUUGAUGAAGACCUGAAGUCUGAGAAUGUUGAUGAUCCUGUUGACGAAAACCAUGGUCCACUAUAUUCUUUGGUGAAGGCAAGUUUAGUAGAGUCCUUCAAAGUUAUGGAUGAGGCUCUUGAAACUAAUGGUAAAAUCGAGAGUUAUUGCAGUGGCACGACAGCGGUGACAGUGCUAAAAAAGAACUUUCAUUUGGUAAUUGCAAACUUGGGGGACUCUCGUGCAAUUCUAUGCACAAAAGGUGAUAAAGACCAACUUCUUGCCGUCCAACUCACAGUAGACUUGAAACCGGAACUGCCAUGUGAAUGCGAGAGAAUUUGGAGUUGUAAAGGAAGAGUUAUGGCCUUAGAGGAAGAGCCAACUGUUUAUAGAAUAUGGAUGCCUGAUCAAGAAUCUCCUGGUCUUGCUAUGUCAAGAGCUUUCGGAGAUUUUUGCCUGAAAGAUUAUGGGCUUAUAUCAGUUCCAGAAGUUUUUUAUAGAAAGCUAACAGAGAGAGAUGAAUUCGUGGUGCUAGCAUCAGACGGGAUAUGGGAUGUUUUAUCAAAUGAAGAGGUGGUGCAUAUUGUUUAUUCAGCACAGAAGCGAUCCUCAGCAGCAAAACUGCUGGUAAACAGAGCCCAUCGAGCAUGGAAAUGCAAAUACCCGUGUGCCAAAAUUGAUGAUUGCACAGCAGUUUGCUUGUUCUUUAAAAAGCCAUCAUCAAUAAUCAAAUCCAAGUCUGAUACAUCCCAAAUACAAAAGUCGAGUGUGGAACCUCAUUUUCAACAGGGUAACUUAACCACUGAAGACGGUCUUGAAAGUAUCAUAGAUUCUGACAUUGCAACUGAUCAGACUGCUCAAGGAAGCUCUACAAAAAAAAAUAUUUCUACAUAUUCUCAGCGGACUGGCCUUAUGGUGAGCAAGCGUAGACCGACUCGAAACAUUGGUCUUAGACAUUGAUAAUAUAUAUAGAAAGCUUGUAGCUUUGGAAGAAAAGAAUAUGUUUCUAAGAUGAAGAAUUUCAGUUACUGAGGGAGCCAUGUCUUUUUGCUGCCAAAGGGUUAACCUAAAAUAUCAAACAUUUUUAUUGA